This is a messenger RNA of Pyricularia pennisetigena, 2145 nucleotides long. RefSeq lists its product as uncharacterized. The transcript is spliced from 5 exons. The coding region runs from base 1 to 2145 and encodes 714 amino acids. Lineage: Eukaryota; Fungi; Ascomycota; Sordariomycetes; Magnaporthales; Pyriculariaceae. The record is from RefSeq and is a predicted model, not a curated record.
AUGGACUCAGAAACUAAACCUUCUGUCCGCCCGGGUGAAAUACCCGCCAGCGCCGAUGCGAUCCCCGCUGCCGGCGACCAAGAACAAGGAACCGGCAUCGCGGAUCUUCUACCACUGCCGGCCAACACCCAACCGGUGACGGACCCCACCCGUAAAGAAACCUCAAACACCCUACAGAGCGAUGUGACUUUGUCUCACGCUCUUGCAUCAACAGAUAAAGACAACCACGCCACCAAUGGGGUGCUCGAGCUGAACCAUGGCCGCGCCGAGGCGGCAGAUUUGGGAUGGCACGAAAAGAAGCAGAACAUUGCAGAACCGCUGAUCGGAGGUCUGUCCAACGAAGAGCUCUGGAUUCUAGUUAGGCGAUUCAACAAGCAAAUGUACCAUGUCAAAGCAUCGCCUUACCCAGUGGCUGGAAAUCUUGACUUGAACUUUGCAGAGGAAGAGGAGUUCUCGCCCGACAAGUUCCGGGCAAAGCUGGAGCGACUUUACACUACCGUGAUUGUUGGACUUCUCGCGACCGUCAAACAUAUUGCCCGUCUUCGAUCUUGGAGGGAGUCUAGGCGGACUGCAUGUUUCUGUGCUGCCUACAUCUUCGCAUGGACCUUCGACUGCCUUAUUUUCCUCUUGUCGGCUACUCUUCUCACCCUGAUUGUAUAUGCUCCAUCCCGAGCCUUUCUCUUCCCCCCAGCCCCCAUGUCACUCGUCAGCAGCAAACACGGCGGUGUGCAGAAGCCCAAAUCUGGUGUCCUGGGAAGCCAUGACAGCGCAACAGGAGCGCCAGAGAACCACAAGGGCGAGGCUGUUGAACAGGAAGCAAGCAACUUUGUCAACGGGAUGACUUCUGUCGCCCUCAGCAGUGCUGUUGGAAAGCAUCCGCAAGACGAGGCGGAUGGCGAAGACGGCGCACUCGACUCGGCUGGCGGACCAGACCCUACCACCAUCGCUGUCGGUACGGCCGAUGCGAGGGAGAAGGCUCAGGGCAAACAGACUGAUGCCAAAAAAGACAAGACAAAGGUCCCCAUGGAGACGGCCAUGUGGACAAAGAUGCGCCCCAUCAUGCACGCUAUCACCGAGGUGACUGACACCUGGGAGCGAUUUGCCAACGCGCUUUCACCGACUCGCCCUUUUCCUCAAGAGACUGCUCGUCUUCGCCUCGGAACUCUUGUUCUCCCAGUGGUUGCUGCAUCUCUGUUUGUAUCCUCAUACGUUUUUGUAAAAGCAGUCACUGCUGGCAUUGGUUUUGUCUUCUUCGGGGAGCCCAUUAUUACCCGCGGACUGAACUGGUUGAACAGAAAAGUGCCCAACUGGCAGAAAAUCUUGGAGUUGCGAAACACCGCACUCAAGGGCGUCCCGACCAAUGCUCAGCUCACAAUCACGCUUCUUCGGAUUGGCGAAAACAACAAAGCACCCGUUCCACCGCCUCCUAGAAUUACCGAUGGACCCCCUGAUCAGCCCGCUCACGUUACCGAGGAACACCUCCGGGCCACUGGAGCGGAGCCUCCCCUCAAUGCCACUGCGGAGGAACUAGAUGAAGCCAUGGCCCACGAUCCGCGCACCAAGUACGAGACGGACGGUACAGACAUUGAAGCCUCCAAGUCGAGCAAACACGGCAAGGUGGGCAGCAAGAUCAUGGGCCUUUUCAAGGGAACCUCCAAAGGCGGUGUCAAGACGGCAAUCGGUACAGACACGAUGCGAGCAAAGGUCCUCGGCUCACAUCCUGCCAAGGAGAGACUGGGUGUUGUGCCGCCCAAGAAGGGAGAGACGGACAUCAAGACAGGUCCUGUCGAGUUCAAGGCCCGACACCAAGGCAGAAAGGGCCGCAUAUACAUCAGUACGACGCCGGCCCUUGUCGGCUUUAGCACCAAAGAGUGCGACGGCGACGAUGGCCACAAGCCCGGUGACGACGUGGUGCACGCCGAGUGGAGCGUUGCCAUUUCUGAUAUUGCAGAACUCAAGAAGUUUGGCGGGUAUGGAUGGAAGGCGAAGCUCAUUGUGGGUUGGUCGCUCGAGCGAAAGGUUGAGGACGGGCUUGAGAUUAUCACGCACAGUGGCAAGAGCUACAAGGUUACGGCGUGUCCGCUACGUGAUGAGCUCUUUAACCGCCUUGUCGCCAUGGGCGGCCAGAAGUGGGUUGCAUGGUAG